Messenger RNA from Rangifer tarandus platyrhynchus (Svalbard reindeer), 390 nucleotides. The record is from the annotation of a GenBank genome assembly. Lineage: Eukaryota; Metazoa; Chordata; Mammalia; Artiodactyla; Cervidae.
AUGCGACCGGCGAGGCCAGGCGUCCCGGUGCCCGCGCUGCUCCUGCUGGCCCUCGUCCUGACCCCGCGAGGGACGCAGGGGAGGCCCGGGGGCAGCAGGGGAGCGCACGUCGCGGGCGAGGAGCCGAAGCCGUCCCUUCCCGCGGCCCCUCGGAGCGCAGAAAUAUUCCCAAGAGAUUUGAACUUAAAAGACAAAUUCAUCAAGCAUUUCACAGGGCCAGUCACGUUUUCAGCUGAGUGCAGCAAACACUUCCACAGGCUAUAUCACAAUACCAGGGACUGCUCGACGCCAGCUUAUUACAAAAGAUGUGCUAGAUUGUUAAAGAGACUAGCAGUGAGUCCUCUGUGCUCCCAGACGGAGAAGACCUACAUGCAUUUCUUAAGAAUGUAA